AUGGCGGGCUCCUCACUUCCCGAAAAUGUUGAACUCUUACGUACGAGAGUUAUAAAUAGCGGAAGCGAUUAUCCUCAUCAAUAUCCUGGCAUUGACAAUUCUUUUAAUCUUGAAGAGUUCAAGAAGAAUUUCAAAGUCAAAUUUCAGCGUUUGUCAAAGCAUAGUUGUGAAUUUGAUCUGAUCGGUGUUGAUGCCUCGAUCGCCAAUGCUUUCCGUCGUAUUAUGAUCGCUGAGGUUCCUACAAUGGCUAUUGAGAAAGUCUAUGUUCAAAACAACACAUCCAUUAUUCACGACGAAGUACUCGCACAUCGUUUGGGUCUUAUACCCAUCAAAGCAGAUCCUAAUGAAUUUGAGUAUUUGACAGAAGAAUCUGGACCUACCGAUUUAAACACUCUCGUUUUCAGAUUGAAGAAGAAAUGUGAAUUCAACCCAGACGCCGCCAAAGAUGAAACCGAUCCUAAGAAGAAAUAUAUCAACAGUUAUGUAUAUUCCGGGGAUUUAGUUUGGGAGCCCAAGGGUAACCAAGAGGAACGAUUCGCUAAUGAUCCUCCAAGACCAGUCCAUGAUGAUAUUGUUAUUGCUAAACUAAGACCAGGACAGGAAGUGGAAAUGGAAUUGCAUUGUCAGAAGGGAGUGGGCAGAGAACAUGCCAAAUGGUCACCUGUUGCCACAGCUUCCUAUCGCCUUUUACCUGAAAUCACUAUAUUAAAACCUAUUACUGGUCAAGAUGCGGAAGAUUUCAAAAAAUGUUUUGUAGACGGCGUUAUCGAGGUUGUGAAGGAAAACGGUGUGAAGACAGCCAAGGUUGUGAACCCACGUAAAGAUACAGUGAGUAGAGAAGUAUUACGACAUGAAAAGUUUGAUGGAAAAGUGCGCUUAACAAGAGUUCGUGAUCAUUUUAUUUGUAAGUAG
Molecule: messenger RNA, 912 nt
Organism: Mycotypha africana
Lineage: Eukaryota; Fungi; Mucoromycota; Mucoromycetes; Mucorales; Mycotyphaceae
Product: DNA-directed RNA polymerase
Exons: 5
Coding region: 1-912 (303 amino acids)
Biological process (GO): DNA-templated transcription
Cellular component (GO): RNA polymerase I complex; RNA polymerase III complex
Molecular function (GO): DNA binding; protein dimerization activity
Source: RefSeq, a predicted model, not a curated record